Molecule: messenger RNA, 2040 nt
Organism: Vigna radiata var. radiata (mung bean)
Lineage: Eukaryota; Viridiplantae; Streptophyta; Magnoliopsida; Fabales; Fabaceae
Exons: 1
Coding region: 741-1715 (324 amino acids)
Cellular component (GO): membrane
Source: RefSeq, a predicted model, not a curated record
UUAAGGAAAAGGUGAAUUGGUAUUAAAUUGUAUAAUUUAAUGUUUUGGGAAAAUUGAGGAUGUGAAAAGGUUUAAGAGAGAGGGAGUGAAUAAUUUGUGACAUGGAAGGGGUUGCAUUGGAAUACAGUGUUUGAUGAUGUUGAUGUUGUUGGUGUAGGUGUUGGUGUUUUUGUUUUUGGAAGGGCCACAAAAACAAACACAGGCUCGCAGUCACGCUGCUUUCUGCUUUUGUUCUGGUGCUCAGUAGUUUCUCCUCUGCACCUCAACCACUCUCUGCAACGCAACGCACACUGCUUAUCUCUUUCUCUCUUCUCUUUUUGCAGCAGACUGUGAUCUCAGCCUAAAUGCUGUAAUGGGGUAUUCUCAUCAACAUUGUUUGCCAUGGAUUCUGGAUUCCAUGAACAAGUCUUUUAGGGCUUUCUUUCUGUUAUAUUCUGUUCUGUUCUGUUCGUCUUUAAUUUCAUUUUCAUGAAUUCCAUCUUCUUGUUCCCUUUUUUCGAGCUGAACUGAUUUUUGAGGAAUGGAUGAAAUGCAAAAGCCCAGAAGCAUAUUCCCCACCCCUUUCUUUGCCUUUUACCAAUAACGGUUCAAUUCAACCCAAAGACCAAACCUUCAAAGUUGCUUUAGAACAUCGUUCCUUAUAUUAUACCGUUGGUCUUGUUCCUUCUCAAUAAAACUCCCGACAGGUCAAAACUUUAUCUUUUAUUAUUAUUUUUGUUGUUGUUGUUGUUUUUUCUUCCAUGUGGCUUCAUCAUCAUCAUCUUCUUCUGCUGGUUCUUCCUCUUCUACUAUGCUCUCCACUUCCCCUUGCCGGGGCUCAGUCUAGCGAAGCAAGGUCCCUUGAUGCGAUUCUGCAAGAAUAUGCCUACAGAGCUUUGGUCAGACCCAAAACGGGUACAAUUUACAAUGCUACAUCUCUGCUUCCUUCCAAUUUCACCGGGGUUAAGGUUGCCGCAUUGAGAUUAAGGAGUGGCAGUUUGAGGAGAAGAGGGGUUGUUCCCAGCUACAACGAGUUUGAGAUUCCCAUAGGGAUCAUUGAGAAGCCUUAUGUGAAGAGGCUGGUUUUGGUGUACCAAAAUUUGGGUAAUUGGUCCAAAAGGUACUACCCUUUGCCCAAUUACACUUACCUUGCUCCUGUUCUAGGACUCUUGGCUUACAAUGGCUCCAAUUUAUCAGCCACAAAUUUGCCAACCCUUAAUGUUAGCGCCUCUGCUGACCCUAUCAGGGUCAAGUUUGUGGAUGUCAGAGAUCCUCCUUUGGGUGCUGUGGCAAGAUGUGUUUGGUUUGAUUUGCAGGGUUCAUCCAAUUUCAGCAAUGUAACAGGAGGCAACACUUGCUCUACCUCCUCACAAGGCCAUUUAUCUAUAGUCGCCGAGACUUCUGUUCCUCCACCUCCGCCACCAUCAUUGCCACCACCAGUGUCUCCUCCUCCUUCUCCACCACCGCCACCACCAGUUGUGUCACAUGAGAGCAAUAGUAGCAACAAGGUUGGGGUUAUUGUGGGGUCGGUGUUAGGUGGAGUUGUGUUUUUGGUGCUGCUGUGUUUGCUGGUUUUGUGGGUACUAAAGUACAAACGAAACAAGAGAAUACAGCAGAUGGAAAGGGCUGCAGAUGCAGGAGAAGCCCUUCAUAUGGCCAAUGUUGGGGACACAAAAGCGCCUGCUGCCACGGUUACUCGAACGCAGCCUGCACUUGAGCAUGAAUAUGCACCCUGACACAUUGUUUUUGCACGAUCUUCACUUGCUGUUGUUCCACUCAAAUGUGCAAGCUCCGUUGCUGUAUUCAGAAAUUCUUCCAAACACCUCUUUUUGGUGGUUGUUUGCAUAGGCUCCUCUCUUCCCCUUGGCUAGUUUAUACGGGUGGUAAACGGUAAUAUAGAAUUUUUGUGUAAAGUAAACCUGUUUAUCCUUUUUAUGAUUCAUUGUGGUGUGAAUGUGUAUGUAGCUGCCCAAAGUGAUUCUAUUAUAUGUGAAGAAUUCAGUUGUUCCAUCGACAAGGAAUAAAAAUGUAGCUCCUACUUUUGGGAUAAUUUUUUACUAA